GUCGCAGAUAUGAAUAUAACAAGCCCUCCCAAAAAAGAAAAGAAAAGAAGAAGAAGAAGAAGAAGAAGUACAGUGCUUCACUGACAAGAUAGAGAUUGAAAGAAGCAAGAAAGAAUAAAGAAAACACACAAGGCAAUAUCAUGGAAUCUUUGUUUCGCUUUCUGCUUCUUUUUGUGUGCUUUCUCCCAGUUUUUGUCGAUUGCAGGGUUCGGCGAUACAAUUUUAAUGUGGUAACCAAAACGAGUACCAAACUAUGCUCAAGCAAGCCGAUUGUUACCGUCAAUGGCAAGUUCCCAGGACCCACUCUUUAUGCUAGGGAAGAUGAUACAGUCCUCGUAAGGGUUGUCAACAAGGUCAAAUACAAUGUCUCCAUUCACUGGCAUGGUGUUAGGCAACUGCGAACUGGGUGGGCUGAUGGGCCAGCAUAUAUUACACAGUGCCCAAUUCAACCAGGGCAAAACUAUGUCUACAAUUUCACCCUCACGGGACAAAGAGGGACACUUCUUUGGCAUGCGCAUAUUCUCUGGCUAAGGUCCACAGUUCAUGGUGCCAUUGUUAUUUUGCCUAAGCGUGGCGUUCCUUACCCAUUCCCAAAGCCACACAAGGAGGAAGUUGUUAUCUUAGCUGAAUGGUGGAAAUCAGAUACUGAAGCUGUUAUCAAUGAAGCUAUGAAAUCUGGAUUAGCACCCAAUGUCUCUGAUGCUCACACCAUUAAUGGACAUCCGGGGGCCGUCCCCAAUUGUCCUUCACAGAGCGGAUUCAGAUUACCUGUUGAAAGCGGCAAGGCCUACCUGCUAAGGCUAAUCAAUGCUGCACUCAAUGAAGAGCUUUUCUUCAAGAUUGCAGGACACCAACUUACAGUUGUGGAGAUUGAUGCUUGUUAUGUAAAGCCAUUGAAGACAGACACAGUCCUAUUAGCACCUGGCCAGACAACUAAUGUCCUUGUCACAGCUAAUAAGAAUUCAGGCAAAUACUUGGUUACAGCUUCCCCAUUCAUGGACGCGCCAGUUGCAGUUGAUAACAGGACAGCAACGGCCACUCUGCACUACUCCGGCACUCUUGCUAGCGCACCCACAACUGUCGCCACCCCACCACCACAGAAUGCUUCCGCAGUUGCCAACAAUUUUAUUAACUCUCUACGCAGCUUGAACUCGCAAAAGUACCCUGCUAGAGUCCCACUGAAAGUUGACCAUAACCUUUUGUUUACUGUUGGGUUAGGCAUCAACGCUUGUCCUUCUUGCAAGGCAGCUAAUGGUAGCAGGGUUGUUGCUAGCAUCAACAAUGUCACGUUUGUUAUGCCAACAACUGCUCUGCUUCAAGCUCAUUUCUUCAAAAUCAGUGGGGUCUUCACUACUGACUUUCCUUCUAAGCCGCCACAUGUUUUUAAUUUCACUGGAUCCGGACCCAAAAAUCUGAAUACUGUAAGAGCAACUAAGGUUUACAGGUUGAAGUAUAACGACACAGUUCAACUUGUGAUGCAAGAUACUGGAGUCAUAGCACCUGAGAGCCACCCUAUUCACUUGCAUGGAUUUAAUUUCUUUGUAGUUGGUAGAGGACUAGGGAACUAUAAUCCAAAUACAGAUCCUCAGAAUUUCAAUCUUGUAGAUCCGGCUGAGAGGAACACAAUUGGUGUACCAACUGGCGGAUGGGCCGCCAUAAGGUUCCGAGCAGAUAAUCCAGGUGUGUGGUUCAUGCAUUGCCAUCUAGAAGUGCACACGACAUGGGGACUUAAGAUGGCAUUCUUGGUGGACAAUGGCAAAGGACCUAAUGAAUCACUCUUGCCACCUCCAAGUGAUCUUCCAAAAUGCUAAGAUACGCCAAAGGUUUAACUUUUAGAGCAAAUAGCACCUUCAAAAUGUGAGGUGCUGUGAGCACCAUUAUACGCGGAAGAGGAAGAGAGUAAAUAAUAAUAAUAAAAAAAAAGGGAUAAAAAGAAAAAGAGUGAUAAUCAAAGAAUCUAUUUGUUUCUUGAGUAAAUUGGCAAAUUUUGCUCAAGCAAGUUUGAAUAAAAUUGUAAAAGAAUUUUUAUUCGUUAUUGAAAUACCAAUGCAUUUAUUUCUUUUUUGAA
This is a messenger RNA of Ricinus communis (castor bean), 2068 nucleotides long. Its product is annotated as laccase-4. NCBI's taxonomy places the organism in Eukaryota, Viridiplantae, Streptophyta, Magnoliopsida, Malpighiales, Euphorbiaceae. Gene Ontology annotation, biological process: lignin catabolic process. Bases 141 to 1811 code for a protein of 556 amino acids. The transcript is spliced from 6 exons. Gene Ontology annotation, cellular component: apoplast. The record is from RefSeq and is a predicted model, not a curated record. Gene Ontology annotation, molecular function: hydroquinone:oxygen oxidoreductase activity; copper ion binding.